Molecule: messenger RNA, 775 nt
Organism: Cryptomeria japonica (Japanese cedar)
Lineage: Eukaryota; Viridiplantae; Streptophyta; Pinopsida; Cupressales; Cupressaceae
Product: DNA-binding protein S1FA
Exons: 4
Coding region: 344-616 (90 amino acids)
Biological process (GO): regulation of DNA-templated transcription
Cellular component (GO): nucleus
Molecular function (GO): DNA binding
Source: RefSeq, a predicted model, not a curated record
AGUCUAAUCUGAUAAAAUCAAAUACCUGUAUUACUUGGGCAAGUCAUGUGACUGUUGGCUAACAUUCUUAAAAUAACUUUGGGCUUACAGGAUUGCAAUGGCGAUAUAAAAUGGGAUCUGAGAAGAGAAAAAACAAUCAUAGCUAACUUCUUACUUAUUUUGGGACUUGCAGUCAUUCCCGAGGCUCAGAGAUCAGCUUGACGCAGAUCGGGUGGGCGUGUUGAGAAUGGUGAAAACAAUGGUUGCAGAGUCUGAGAGAAGGGUAUUUGGUGGAGGGGAAUUUGCAGAGGAUUUCUGAGAGGGGUUAACAGAAGCAUUGGCCUCAGAGAGUGGAUUUUCAAGGAUGGCGGAGGAAUUUUCCUCUCACGCUGACAUAGAUCCGUCUGCAUUUGCUCAGCAGGAAAGACUAGUCACUAAAGCUGCUGGGAAGGGAUUCAAUCCAGGAUUGAUUGUUCUUUUGGUUGUGGUUGGAGUGUUACUUGUUUUCUUGGUGGGUAAUUACGUGCUCUAUUUGUAUGCACAAAAAACAUUACCACCAAAGAAGAAGAAGCCAGUUUCUAAGAAGAAGAUGAAAAGAGAGAGACUCAAACAAGGUGUAUCUGCCCCAGGAGAGUAGCUUUGUUUAUUCAACUCUUCUGUAUGAGUUUCUUGUACCAGAUUCUUAGUUGUAGCUUCGCAAUGAGCUAAAGAGUCGGCACUAGGUUUACACUGAGCUACUAGUUAUUUCAACUUAUCUAAAUUGAGUAAUUGUCUUGUUCUCUUGGCAAGAUUUUCA